Messenger RNA from Dioszegia hungarica, 903 nucleotides. RefSeq names its product DHS-like NAD/FAD-binding domain-containing protein. Gene Ontology annotation, molecular function: histone deacetylase activity, NAD-dependent; NAD+ binding. The transcript is spliced from 4 exons. The record is from RefSeq and is a predicted model, not a curated record. Lineage: Eukaryota; Fungi; Basidiomycota; Tremellomycetes; Tremellales; Bulleribasidiaceae. The annotation marks the transcript as partial.
GCCAAGAACAUCGUCGUCCUCACAGGAGCGGGUAUUUCCACCUCAGCCGGAAUACCAGACUUCCGAUCGCCCGAGACUGGGCUGUAUGCCAACCUUGAGAGGUUGAACUUGCCUUUCCCAGAAGCCGUAUUCGAGCUUGGAUAUUUCAAGAAGAACCCUGUGCCGUUUUGGACGCUGGCGAAGGACCUAUACCCUGGCAAAUAUCUGCCUACGCCUACACAUUACUUUCUCACUCUUUUACACCGCCGCUCCGUCCUCCUCCGCACUUUCACCCAGAACAUCGAUACGCUCGAGACACUGGCCAGCCUACCUCCCGAGAAGAUCAUUGAGGCGCACGGGUCUUUCGCUUCUGCGCAUUGCCUCUCAUGCGAGAAGGAAGUGUCCCGAGAGUAUGUCCUGGAGGCGGGAGUGAGGGAUGGCAAGGUGGUCAAGUGCGAUGAGGAGGGUUGUCGGGGACUAGUCAAGCCGGAUAUUGUCUUCUUUGGGGAGGGUCUACCAGAGCGUUUCUUCGAGCAUAUGGGAGACCUAAAGAAAGCCGACCUCGUCAUCGUCAUCGGCACCUCCCUGCAGGUCCAGCCCUUCGCCUCUCUCGCACAGUAUUGCCGUCCAGGUACCCCUCGGCUCCUGAUCAACCGCGAAGCUGUCGGACCAUUCGCACCGCCCCGACGCAAGACGGGCAAAGAGAGCCUCGGGACGCUGCUCAGCCAGCUUGGCAUCAGCGAGAGCGACGUCCCUGAGCUGGAGAGUAGCGACGACGAGGCGGCUGGCGGGUACGAUUACAGCUUUUGGAAGGGUGAUUCGGAUGAGGGGAUCAGGAGGUUGGCGAAGGAGCUGGGGUGGGAGGAGGAACUGGAUGAGAUGAUCAAAGAGGGACAUGAGGCGCUGAGAGCCAAGUGGAGGGAG